Molecule: messenger RNA, 534 nt
Organism: Microthlaspi erraticum
Lineage: Eukaryota; Viridiplantae; Streptophyta; Magnoliopsida; Brassicales; Brassicaceae
Source: the annotation of a GenBank genome assembly
AUGGAUCCGGAGGUGGUCGUCGUUAAGAAAUCUGAUCCAAAAUGUCAGAAGUCGGAGAUCGGUGAGGAGAAUUGCGAUGCUAUGUCGUCGUCGUCAUCGUCAUCGUCCUCUUGCAAUGGUUAUUCCUCAAGUGAAGACUCGCUAGGUUACACUUCGGAGGAUUCUCGUUUAUUCGAAGAAGAACACAAGAGAAGUGGGAGUUACGACUUUGACGCCUCGAGAGUAGGAGCCAUAGUGGUGUUUCACCUUGUUGUCUUCGAGGAGAGCUACUAUGCCACAGAACCAGAAACCGACGGAGAGUUGAUGGCACGAUUAUCAAGAGCUGCUCUUGAGAAAUACAAUAAUGCUGAGAACAAAAAACUUGAGUUUGUGAGAGCUGUCAAGGCUAAUUGGAGUCUUGGAGGGGGACACAUUUUCUCCAUUACAUUUGAGGCUAAGGAUCCUUCUUCUUCCAGUGACACCAUACCUUUUCACGCUAAGGUUGGAUGGAUUCCACUGGAUACAAGGGUCUACGAUGUCAAGCCUAAAACAUGA